This is a messenger RNA of Homo sapiens (human), 12541 nucleotides long. RefSeq names its product TUB like protein 4 (gene TULP4). NCBI's taxonomy places the organism in Eukaryota, Metazoa, Chordata, Mammalia, Primates, Hominidae. Gene Ontology annotation, biological process: protein ubiquitination. The record is from RefSeq and is a predicted model, not a curated record. The coding region runs from base 2707 to 7407 and encodes 1566 amino acids. The transcript is spliced from 21 exons. Gene Ontology annotation, cellular component: cytoplasm.
GGAGACUCGGCCGAGACGCGGGGGGAGGCGGCGGCGGCGGCGAUGCGGGGCUGCUGGAGGCGGAGAGGCACGGAGGAGCCGCUGGGGCUGCCGCCACGGCCGCCCGGAGCUGCAUGGAAAUCCCGGCGCUUCUGCUGUCUGGAGUCUGUGCUGUUUCCUCUGGCAAAUCACGGAGAUUCUGUUCCGAGCACCAACCCUUCCUCUUUGCCAUGCGCUCCACAACGCAGAGCAGGACGCCGAUUCCGAAGUUUGACCCGCUUGGGGCAAUUAGCUGGGAGGUGUCUACUUCUUCCUGUGGCGACACCGCUUCAGGGAUGGGAAGUGAGGAUUCCGGAAGAGUCUGAGAGAAGGCUGGAAGAAGGCUGGAGGGUGGUGUCAUGGGAUGCAUGUGCAGAUUCAGAAGUGGCAGGUGCAGAAGAAGAGCAUCCAGGACAAGCAGCUGUCUCUAUGCCACAUCAUUUGGCACCCUGCGAUGUCACCUUGCUUUUCAGGAGUGCAGCCGGACAGUGCUGAAACCCAUUCAUCUGUUGAUGGACACCGGCAUCUUAUUGAACAAAUACUUUUAGAGGACCUCCUAUGUUUAGGGCACUGUUGUAGAACCAGUGAAAGGAAGGAGAGCUGGAGUCCUGGGUCAAGCUGAGUAUCUCCACGUUUAGGUGCACAAAUACUAUUUUGUGAAGAUCUUAAAUUUGUGGUAUAAGAACUUGAAGGAAAUAGAACUGAUUUGUUACUUCUAAAAGAUUUGUAAGACUCCAGGGCCUCCCAGCCGUGAAUAAUCUGAUGGUUCCUGAAAUGACUGGGGAAGCAGACGCUUCGUAUGGCAGUUGAAGAGUGUGUGUCUAUGUGCAUUUAAAACCUUCUUUCUGUACUUACACAUUCACACGGGAAGACAGGCUCAUUCUUGUGCACACUUGAGAGUUUUACAACUGAUGAAAAUUAAUUUAAGAAUCAGAUGGAGCAACUUGACACCAGUGGGCUCAGGAGCCCGGGGAGAAAAAUACAUCACUAAUGGCCAGUUUUCCAUAUGGUCUGCACGGGUAAAGAAAGUCUGCAAAAAGAAGAAAAAAAAAUUUGCGCAGAUUAAACCACAAAAAUAUUCUCCAGUUUAAAGAAGGAACUAAGUGAGAAGGUGACUGAGAAAGAAGUGUGAUUUCAAACAUUGCAGCGGCUCACACAGUGUUUGUUGCACUUUAUUUUUCAGUGGGUUUGGUGAUUUGGACGGAUUAAAAUUCUAGACUGAAAAGUAACUCCUACUGUGGUUAUGGCUAGAGGAAAGCAAGUUCAAGUAUGAUGGGACAAGUUUGAAUAAUGAACUGAUUCCUUUGCCUAUCUUAAUUAACUGUAUUUGAGAAAUUUUAAUUUAUUAUUCCCCCCCUUUUUUCCUGCAUCUAUAGGAUAAUAUUGUAAAAUAGCAAUUGAAACCAAUAAUUAUUAAAUAAAUAUCAAGGAAAAUCCAAGCAAAGCUUUCUUUUUGUUGGACUAGUGGUGUGGUGUUUGGAGACAGUCUCUGAAUGUGAACAGGAAAGCACCCAUCAGCAAAACACUAUCACUCUCUAGGGAGACAGCUGGGGGAAUCUGACUCUGGCUUCUGCUUUUGUUUUAAGGGAUUAACUUCCCUGUCAAGUCCAAGAAGACUUGCGUAUGAGAAGAUUACCUGAUGGACUUAAUUCUAAGAUUAGCUUUUUUCAUCAAGAUGGAAAAAGAUCUUUAGGAGCAGAAAAGGGGAGUGCUAACUGGGGGAGCGAGAAGGGAGACGAGCAAAAGAAACAAAAUCUUGCCACGUGGCUCUGUUUUGUCAGCAAGAGGAUUUAAGACUCACCCAGGGCAAACACUGGGACCACUGUAAGAGCGCUGGAACAUUCUGCCUCUUGAGUGAAGGGGCCUUCUUUCUAGCCUCUAUGGCACUGAGGGGUGCGCCGGCUGGUGGAGGAGCAGUCCGAUGGAGCCCUGCGUUCCCCGGGGACACAGGGCCAAGCUUUGAGGUGGAAAGUUUCUGGUUCUGAAACAACAAGGAGAGAGUCUGUUUUUCUUCCUAAAAUUUGGACUCUUGUCUGCACAAACUCUGGUCUGUUUUGCACGGUUUGUGUGCCUUUUUUUCCCUUUAUGCAAUCUUUUUCAGCUUUAGCAGCAGAAAUUUGUCUAGUUCAGGAAACAUGCUAGAGGGUGGCUUCAGAAGGAAGAUGAUCCUGUGUAUUCUGUCUCUGCAUCCGAACUUUUGAAGAGAAAAAUUCGAGCUAGAGGGAUUCUUAAAGCCUUAAGUUACUUGAAAUCUAUGUAUUUGCAACCCUUUGUCUCUGGAAUCAUAUUACACUAAACUGGAAUCUCAGGCUGAAUGAGAAUAACCAAGUGGAGUAAAAAGAAGAAAACCGUUUCUUGAUCACCACUUAAUUAACGAUGCUCUUUCUCCAAAGGAUCAGCACGUUCUUCCUCUGAGAACUUGAAAAUACAAAUGGACCCCAUGUUUUUUUAAGCAUUACCUUUUCUUAGAAGACUGCCAUCAUCUUUUAUAGAGGAAUUUUUUCACUAUGCAUUCGGUGGAUCUUUAUAAAAUACUGACCUUCUAAUUAGAUUCAGGUCAGUCUUAAUUAAAGGGGGAAAAAAGCAACGCAAGCCAACCACAAAAACACAUAUACCAAUGAAAGAAAUUGGUUUAAAUUUCACAGCAUUAACAUUACUUUUUAAGUAAAACAGUUCAUUGAAGAAAGUAUGUAUGCAGCAGUGGAACAUGGGCCUGUGCUUUGCAGCGAUUCCAACAUCCUGUGCCUGUCCUGGAAGGGGCGUGUCCCCAAGAGUGAGAAGGAGAAGCCUGUGUGCAGGAGACGCUACUAUGAGGAAGGCUGGCUGGCCACGGGCAACGGGCGAGGAGUGGUUGGGGUGACUUUCACCUCUAGUCACUGUCGCAGGGACAGGAGUACUCCACAGAGGAUAAAUUUCAACCUCCGGGGCCACAAUAGCGAGGUUGUGCUGGUGAGGUGGAAUGAGCCCUACCAGAAACUGGCCACGUGCGAUGCGGACGGAGGCAUAUUCGUGUGGAUUCAGUACGAGGGCAGGUGGUCUGUGGAGCUGGUCAACGACCGCGGGGCGCAGGUGAGUGAUUUCACGUGGAGCCAUGAUGGAACUCAAGCACUUAUUUCCUAUCGAGAUGGGUUUGUCCUGGUUGGGUCUGUCAGUGGACAAAGACACUGGUCAUCCGAAAUCAACUUGGAAAGUCAAAUUACGUGUGGCAUAUGGACUCCUGACGACCAACAGGUGCUGUUUGGCACGGCCGAUGGGCAGGUGAUUGUCAUGGAUUGCCACGGCAGAAUGCUGGCCCACGUCCUCUUGCACGAGUCAGACGGUGUCCUCGGCAUGUCCUGGAACUACCCGAUCUUCCUGGUGGAGGACAGCAGCGAGAGCGACACGGACUCAGAUGACUACGCCCCUCCCCAAGAUGGUCCGGCAGCAUAUCCCAUCCCAGUGCAGAACAUCAAGCCUCUGCUCACCGUCAGCUUCACCUCGGGAGACAUCAGCUUAAUGAACAACUACGAUGACUUGUCUCCCACGGUCAUCCGCUCAGGGCUGAAAGAGGUGGUAGCCCAGUGGUGCACACAGGGGGACUUGCUGGCAGUCGCUGGGAUGGAACGGCAGACCCAGCUUGGUGAGCUUCCCAAUGGUCCCCUUCUGAAGAGUGCCAUGGUCAAGUUCUACAAUGUUCGUGGGGAGCACAUCUUCACACUGGACACUCUCGUGCAGAUCUCUUUGAGACCCUGCUUUUCAAGUCUUCUGGAUUUGUGCCCAGAAGUGGACUUGCUGGAUCAUAUGCGCCCCAUCAUCUCCAUCUGCUGGGGUCACCGGGAUUCGAGGCUGUUGAUGGCAUCAGGACCAGCCCUGUACGUGGUGCGUGUGGAGCACCGGGUGUCCAGCCUGCAGCUGCUGUGCCAGCAGGCCAUCGCCAGCACCUUGCGUGAGGACAAGGACGUCAGCAAGCUGACUCUGCCCCCCCGCCUCUGCUCCUACCUCUCCACUGCCUUCAUCCCCACCAUCAAGCCCCCAAUUCCAGAUCCGAACAACAUGAGAGACUUUGUCAGCUACCCAUCAGCCGGCAACGAGCGGCUGCACUGCACCAUGAAGCGCACAGAGGACGACCCGGAGGUGGGCGGCCCGUGCUACACGCUCUACCUGGAGUACCUGGGCGGGCUUGUGCCCAUCCUCAAAGGGCGGCGCAUCAGCAAGCUGCGGCCAGAGUUCGUCAUCAUGGACCCGCGGACAGAUAGCAAACCAGAUGAAAUCUAUGGGAACAGCUUGAUUUCUACUGUGAUCGACAGCUGCAACUGCUCAGACUCCAGUGACAUUGAGCUGAGUGAUGACUGGGCUGCCAAGAAAUCUCCCAAAAUCUCCAGAGCUAGCAAAUCACCCAAACUCCCAAGGAUCAGCAUUGAGGCCCGCAAGUCACCCAAGCUGCCCCGGGCUGCUCAGGAGCUCUCCCGGUCCCCACGGUUGCCCCUGCGCAAGCCCUCUGUGGGCUCGCCCAGCCUGACUCGGAGAGAGUUUCCUUUUGAAGACAUCACUCAGCACAACUAUCUUGCUCAGGUCACGUCUAAUAUCUGGGGAACCAAAUUUAAGAUUGUGGGCUUGGCUGCUUUCCUGCCAACCAACCUCGGUGCAGUAAUCUAUAAAACCAGCCUCCUGCAUCUCCAGCCGCGGCAGAUGACCAUUUAUCUCCCAGAAGUUCGGAAAAUUUCCAUGGACUAUAUUAAUUUACCUGUCUUCAACCCAAAUGUUUUCAGUGAAGAUGAAGAUGAUUUACCAGUGACAGGAGCAUCUGGUGUCCCUGAGAACAGCCCACCUUGUACCGUGAACAUCCCUAUUGCACCGAUCCACAGCUCGGCUCAGGCUAUGUCCCCCACGCAGAGCAUAGGGCUGGUGCAGUCCCUACUGGCCAAUCAGAAUGUGCAGCUAGAUGUCCUGACCAACCAGACGACAGCUGUAGGGACAGCAGAACAUGCAGGUGACAGUGCCACCCAGUACCCAGUCUCCAACCGGUACUCCAAUCCUGGACAGGUGAUUUUCGGAAGCGUGGAAAUGGGCCGCAUCAUUCAGAACCCCCCUCCACUGUCCCUGCCUCCCCCGCCGCAGGGGCCCAUGCAGCUGUCCACGGUGGGCCAUGGAGACCGAGACCACGAACACCUGCAGAAGUCAGCCAAGGCCCUGCGGCCAACACCGCAGCUGGCAGCUGAGGGGGACGCAGUGGUCUUUAGUGCCCCCCAGGAGGUCCAGGUGACGAAGAUAAACCCUCCACCCCCGUACCCAGGAACCAUCCCCGCUGCCCCCACCACAGCAGCACCCCCGCCCCCUCUGCCGCCCCCACAGCCCCCAGUGGAUGUGUGCUUGAAGAAGGGCGACUUCUCCCUCUACCCCACGUCAGUGCACUACCAGACCCCCCUGGGCUAUGAGAGGAUCACCACCUUCGACAGCAGUGGCAACGUGGAGGAGGUGUGCCGGCCCCGCACCCGGAUGCUGUGCUCCCAGAACACGUACACCCUCCCCGGCCCGGGUAGCUCUGCCACCUUGAGGCUCACGGCCACUGAGAAGAAGGUCCCUCAGCCCUGCAGCAGUGCCACCCUGAACCGCCUGACCGUCCCUCGCUACUCCAUCCCCACCGGGGACCCACCCCCGUAUCCUGAAAUUGCCAGCCAGCUGGCCCAGGGGCGGGGGGCUGCCCAGAGGUCCGACAAUAGCCUCAUCCACGCUACCCUGCGGAGGAACAACCGUGAGGCUACGCUCAAGAUGGCCCAGCUGGCCGACAGCCCGCGGGCCCCCCUGCAGCCCCUGGCCAAGUCCAAGGGCGGGCCCGGGGGGGUGGUGACACAGCUCCCAGCGCGGCCCCCACCUGCCCUGUACACCUGCAGUCAGUGCAGUGGCACAGGGCCCAGCUCACAGCCCGGAGCCUCCCUGGCCCAUACCGCCAGCGCCUCCCCGUUGGCCUCCCAGUCCUCCUACAGCCUCCUGAGCCCACCCGACAGCGCCCGCGACCGCACCGACUACGUCAACUCGGCCUUCACGGAGGACGAGGCCCUGUCCCAGCACUGUCAGCUUGAGAAGCCCUUGAGGCACCCUCCCCUGCCUGAAGCUGCUGUCACCCUGAAACGGCCACCCCCUUACCAGUGGGACCCCAUGCUGGGUGAGGAUGUUUGGGUUCCUCAAGAAAGGACAGCACAGACUUCAGGGCCCAACCCCUUAAAACUGUCCUCUCUGAUGCUGAGUCAGGGCCAGCACCUGGACGUGUCCCGACUGCCCUUCAUCUCCCCCAAGUCUCCUGCCAGCCCCACUGCCACUUUCCAAACAGGCUAUGGGAUGGGAGUGCCAUAUCCAGGAAGCUAUAACAACCCCCCUUUGCCUGGAGUGCAGGCUCCCUGCUCUCCCAAAGAUGCCCUGUCCCCAACGCAGUUUGCACAACAGGAGCCUGCUGUGGUCCUUCAGCCGCUGUACCCACCCAGCCUCUCCUAUUGCACCCUGCCCCCCAUGUACCCAGGAAGCAGCACGUGCUCUAGUUUACAGCUGCCACCUGUCGCCUUGCAUCCAUGGAGUUCCUACAGCGCCUGCCCGCCCAUGCAGAACCCCCAGGGCACUCUCCCCCCAAAGCCACACUUGGUGGUGGAGAAGCCCCUUGUGUCCCCACCACCUGCCGACCUCCAAAGCCACUUGGGCACAGAGGUGAUGGUAGAGACUGCAGACAACUUCCAGGAAGUCCUCUCCCUGACCGAAAGCCCAGUCCCCCAGCGGACAGAAAAAUUUGGAAAGAAGAACCGGAAGCGCCUGGACAGCCGAGCAGAAGAAGGCAGCGUUCAGGCCAUCACUGAGGGCAAAGUGAAGAAGGAGGCUAGGACUUUGAGUGACUUUAAUUCCCUAAUCUCCAGCCCACACCUGGGGAGAGAGAAGAAGAAAGUGAAGAGUCAGAAAGACCAACUGAAGUCAAAGAAGUUGAAUAAGACAAACGAGUUCCAGGACAGCUCCGAGAGCGAGCCUGAGCUGUUCAUCAGCGGGGAUGAGCUCAUGAACCAGAGCCAGGGCAGCAGAAAGGGCUGGAAAAGCAAGCGCUCCCCACGGGCCGCCGGCGAGCUGGAGGAGGCCAAGUGCCGGCGGGCCAGUGAGAAGGAGGACGGGCGGCUGGGCAGCCAAGGCUUCGUGUACGUGAUGGCCAACAAGCAGCCGCUGUGGAACGAGGCCACCCAGGUCUACCAGCUGGACUUCGGGGGGCGGGUGACCCAGGAGUCCGCCAAGAACUUCCAGAUUGAGUUAGAGGGGCGGCAGGUGAUGCAGUUUGGACGGAUUGAUGGCAGUGCGUACAUUCUAGACUUCCAGUAUCCGUUCUCAGCCGUGCAGGCCUUUGCAGUUGCCCUGGCCAACGUGACUCAGCGCCUCAAAUGAAGAGACUGGUGUGGGGAGGAGAGAGAUGCAGAGAGCCUUUGGAAGAGGUCUUCGGAGAUGCCAGAGGAGCCCUCUAGGGGUCCGAUGCCUGGGAGGACCAGAAGCCAACAGCAAAACUGGAAAAGCCCGGCAGGCCCAGGAGAGGGCGCUGACCUGUGGUCGUCAUUUAUUUGGUUGGGUUUUAUUACCUUUUAUUGUCUGUUCUUCUUUUCUUCUUUCAUUUCAGUGGCAUUUGGAAGCAAAGAGUGCUAGGCACCUGCUGUUCUUUCAGGAAACAGCUUGGCUGUGGUAAUGCUCUACUGGGCCCUUCAGAAUGAAGACAGUCUGCCUUAGAGCCUGCUAUUCUUUUAGACAUAGGGAGGAUGCAUUAUCCUGUAUUCUCCUCCAACAUCACCACUAGCGUAAAAGCAAAAAGCUUUUACAAAACACAGCCAAAAAUUCUCAAGAUGCAGGUUCUUGGGGAAUGGGAUGGGGACAGCAUUUGAUUUACACUGAUUAUGUUACUCCCCAAAAGGUGACUUAAUUAAUAAAGGGCAUUUGGGCAGACACACUGUGUUGGACCAACAAAGUAGGCUCUUUACAGGGGUGUUCUCACCAGGUAGAAAUGCGAUUUGCUCACUGAGGAUGUUGGGGAAGGGACGAAGGGUAAAGAAGAAACUGCACGUAUACACAGGUUCACAUCACUCUGCAGACAGCAAUGUGACUCAGCGUGUGACUUGUAGCAGCAGUACGAGGGCUACACUCCUCUGCUGAGGAUGUCUACAUUGAAAGCCUCCACUAGUUUCAUCGUUUGUCAAAGUUCCGUAGGAUCAGUGAUGGUCAUUCAGCAUGACUGGUUCUGGGAGAAGGUGAGAGACAAAAAUGGAAAGAUCCUGGCCUGUGGUAGUGGUAGCAGUUUUCUCAAAUAAUGUGGUGACAGUCACUAGAUCCUCACAUGCUGAGAAACAGCCUCUACUCUCUCUGCCCCUUUUACUUUUUAAUCUGGAAUGCAUUACUGUAAACAUGAUCUUUCCCAUGAGAUACCAUGUUCUAUGCCUUCCCAUUCUAAAAGUGUGGACAACGCUUGAUUUGAAACCACUCCUUUUCUCCUCUUGGCUACAUUAAAAUUCAGUUGACUACAAAUGCUUUCUAUCAAAUUAGAAAUGUAACCAAAAAAAUGUUAAGUGUUCACCAGGGUAUUAAAAUACAGAGGAGUAUGGUCAAAUCUUUGACAAAAUUUUCAUGAUCUUCUCUAACAAAAAAAGUUGUUUAUUAACUGUACAGACUGUUUACUAAGGAGCUAAACCACUGAGAAAACGUUAUUAAAAUUGUAAUACCUAGGUAGUUGGUUGAUCACAGUUUGUUAAUUGUAUAAAAAAAAAUUACCUAGAAUAUCUCUUCCCACUUCCUCGUCCUCGUGAGAACCUGUGGGCAGUAUUCAAGCCCUGAUGACAAAACCCAGUGUUUUUUGUUGUUGUUUUUUGUUGUUGUUUUUUGUUUUUGUUUUUGUUUUUCUCAGUCUUACCUGUGAUGUUGUUUAGGAUCAGGCCCCUCUCCUGGGCCUGCUGUGCAGGAGCACAGGAACUAUCUGCUGGCGUUGGGUUCCAAAUUUGCAUUUUAUUUGGAAACAGACAAGUAGAAGAUGCUACAGAAAAGUAUUUUCAAAUUUAAACGUUUUUUAAUCCCCUGUUUUAGUUAAAAAAUUGGAAAAGAAACCGACCCAUUUUUUUCCCAGAUCAAGAUGACAUGACAUCACUCCCAAUUCUCUCCAAACCCCAGAGAAAUACUGACGAAGUUUUCUGAUGUGGCAAAGGAUAUUUCCCAUCUAAUACCAGUUUCUCAUUUAUAUUUAACGUAUUGGACCUGAUAUUUUUAGUGGGUGCAUUCUUCCAGAAAGAAUUCAGCAAUGUUAUCAGAAUUAAUUCUUUUAUAUGAGUUUAUGUAGCUUGAUAUGGUGUUUCAGUGCUUAUUGGUUGUGCAAUAAUGGUUAUAGCCUGUUAGAUAAUCUAAAUGCAAUUCCCCUGUUUUGUCGUUUAGGAGAUAAUUAUUUAUCUUGCUUUUCAUAGUGUUCUUAGGAAUUAUUUUGUUGUUACGUUUUGGUGAGUUAUACCCAUUUUAUUUAUUUAGAAAAAUAGUAUCUUUGUUAACGACUUACAUGGUCACAGUAUAUUUUGCUGCAAGAAAUAAAGAGGAUAUGAUAGAAGGUUUUUUUUUUUUUUUUUUUUUUUUUUUGAGACGGAGUCCCACUCUUGUCGCCCAACUAGAGUGUAGUGGCACAAUCUCGGCUCCCCACAACCUCUGACUCCAGGGUUCAGGUGAUUAUUUUGCCUCAGCCUCCCAAGCAGCUGGGAUUAUAGACACCCGCCAACACGCCAGGCUAAUGUUUUUGUAUUUUUAAUAGAGAUGGGGUUUUGCCAUGUUGGCCAGGCUGGUCUUGAACUCCUGACCUCAGGUGAUCCGCCCGCCUCGGCCUCCCAAAGUGCUGGGAUUACAGACGUGAGCCACCACUCCCGGCCCAUAGAAGGUUUUUUGCUGGAUAAUUUGUAACUUUUCUAAUUGGGAAAAAAUUCCUAUUAAUCACUUAAAAAUUUUUUUUUGUAUUUUGUGUUAUUGAUUAUAUACAAAGGAGACUUUUUUUUUGAGAUAACACUCAAAUAGUAUUCUCUUCUUUUGAAAAUUUUAUUUUUAUCUGAAAAUAACAGUUGAUCUGAAAUAAAAAGGGGAGACCUAUUAGAAUGAGAGUAGCCAAGGAAAGAGUUACUAGGUAAUAAGCUUCACUUUUUGUGUUCUAAUUGUUUUUGAGAUAUAAAGACCCUGAAAAAGCCCAUUUUAGAACCUGUUUAAUAAGAGCAAAUAUAGGGGAAAAUCUUUGAAAUGAAAGCUACAAAUACAUGUGAGAAGAAAAAAAUGGAUUUUUUUAGCAAAUAAUUAACUAAGCUUCUAAAUGCCUAGCUCCCUCCCCCAAAGGCGCUUUCCCCCGAUGGAGGCACAGGCUUCUGUCUCGGAUGUUUGGCGCACGUGAGUUUGUAUGAGUUUGUACCGGAGUGACCCCGGCAGCCACUGCCCACCUCCCCUCUACCCAGGGGCCUGAAAAGAGGGGCUGCCCUCCUGCGCCAAGGCAGACACAAGCUGCGGGCUGUGCGGUCCUAGUAGUGUGACGUUUCAGUUAAUAGUGGUGGUCUUAUUUUCAACUAUGCUUUCAUUCAGUCAGUCUCUGUUGACUAAAUACGACGAAAAUUCAUACUUUAUGCAGGAGAUUUCUAAAAAUUUAAUGUUUAUUAAUAGUUUAUGAAUAUCAAGAUACCUCAUUGAAUCCCUAAAUUUAAAAGCAGUCCAGUAAAAGGUUAACUGUAUAAAGAAUCUAUGACUUUUUGAGGGAAGUGUGAUAUAUUAACAAAUAUAACCAAUUCUAAAUUUGUUUUAGCUCUAACCUCAUCAAACCAAAGGCACAGAUUUGUGUACAAUAUACCCAUUGAAUGUAUAUCCUGAGAAAAAUUGGGGCCAAAGAAGCAGGAAAAUCUCAAAGCUCUAAUGGCAGCAUAAAUCAAAGAAUUUCACAGGCUAGUGUUUUUAUCCAUAGCCAUUGCUCCCUUGUCAAGUGUCUCACAAGGACAUGGAAGAAUGUGUUAUGUUCAUCUUGUAAUCAUAGCAAAAAGUCUGCAAACCCCAGGGUCAAGCCUGCUCUGCCACAGGGUUGGAUGGUGACCUUGGGCAAGUCCCUGGGGCUGGCUAGGCCUCCACUUGUCCAUCUGUGAAAUGAAAGGAUCAGCCUGGACAGCCCUCUAAACUCCCUUACAGCUCUCAGCCUAAGAGCGCAGCACUGAACAGCCUCAUCAUUCCACUUUUCAUGGGAAAUAUAUUUCACACCAUUGCCUUUGUGUAGAGAAAUAUUUCUUUUCCUGUGUUAAUGAGCUAUGUACUGAAUAUAAACCAGUGCAUUUAAAGUAAUAUCUUUUGUGCACCUCUAAAUGUGUUUGGAAUUGUGUUUGUUCUCAUAGAAUAUACAAAAGUACUGAUUCUAGGUAAGAAGGAGUCUCCACGGGUGUGCCCUGCUCAGCUGGAUGUCCAUGAGAACAGCCAUGAAAUAAGUCACUACUUGUCCCCAAAACCACAGGAAUAUAUACCUAGGUCACCUCAAAUUCCUGAGUGUGCUCUGCCAUGUUACACGGUCUUCAAAUUGAAAAGGUUUCUUGAAAAGGAAAGUUUGGCCCAGCAACUGGAGAAGGAGUCCAUGGUGUCGCUGUGUGCCUGUAUCAUUUGGCCAAGUCAAUGGUUGUAAGCAAAGUUAGUGGAGACAAAAAUGUGUCCAAAAUGUCGUUUGAGUUCCUGGGAUUUCUGUAAUAGCACACAACUCAGAACUCUUCAGCAUUUGUGUGAUUCCUUACCUCUGGCUGAUAAAACUCUAAUGGGUUGUGGCUUACUUUGUUUCCAUUUUCUUUGGCUUUGUGCAAUUUUUGUGUAACUUUACUUGUACCUAUAUUUUCUGUUUACAGUUCUUUUUAAGGGGAGGGGUAGGGUUCUAAGAUCUUGUUGUUUAUUGUAGAUAAAAAUUUUUUCGUGUUGUAGAAAAGCAUGGGUUAUGCGUUUGACUGAAAAAGACACUGUAUUAUUUACCAAAGGGGUAUUGUUUUUGCAUUUGUUUAUAAAUGCAUUAUUUUGGUACUGUAAAUUUGGACAUAAUUUCUGAGUUUAUUACUACUGGCAUUUUCUUUUUCCCUUUUUUUUUUUUUUAACCGUAAGUGCACGAUGCAGGUGCAUAGGCCCCAGACCAAACUAGACCACCAGCAUGUUCAUGUCCAGACCUCGGCAGUGGCGUGCACUGCUUGUGCACCUCAGUUCCUCCAGUGUUGGUUUGUUUGUUUUUUAAUUCAGCAUCCUGCUGGUUUUACUUUCCAAGCAAGAUCUGUUGCGACUCCCAAAUGCGUUUUAAUGAGCUCAUCCUUAUUUGCCUUUCUUCUUACGUAUUUUGUGUAUUAGAUUGUGCAGGAGAUAUUCUAGAAGGCAUUAAUGGUUUGCAUUCAAAACGAUGUGGUUUGUCCAAGUUAUUUUCUGUCUUUAUUACUGAGACGGAUUAAUCUCCUUAUUUUUUUCUUGAUGAUUUGAAGUUGUAAGAGUUGUCCAGCUAUUGCUUAAUAAAAUUUUGCAGAUCAAAAAA